GUUUGAGGUCGUCACUGCUGAAUCUCUGGAGGAGAAGCAGAAGUGAACGAUGCCGAAGAGGACGACGCACACGUACUCGAGCGAGGACGCAUUACCGGAUGGUCCGGACUCUGAUCUCUUCGUCUAUUAUUGCAAGCACUGCGGAUCCCAUGUCCUCAUCACCGAUACCCAAUUGCAGAAAAUGCCAAAAAGAAAAACUGACAGAGCAUACGUAUUGGACAAAAAGAAGCAUCUUGCAAGGCUUAACAUAAAUGAGGCUGGAAAAGUUCUAUUAAAACGCGGUGAAGGGAAAUUAGAGAAGCAAUUCCGCAUGAACUGUAUGGGUUGUGGGCUGUUUGUUUGCUACCGCCCAGAAGAAGAUUUUGAAUCUGCAUCUUUCAUUUAUGUUGUUGAUGGUGCUCUUAGUACAAUUGCUGCUGAAACAAAUCCCCAGGAUGCUCCUGUGCCUCCCUGCAUAUCACAGUUAGAAGGUGGGCUUGUCCAAGUUGCAAUUGAAGUGGAAGACCGUGCACAACGAUCUGCAAUCACUAGAGUAAAUGCUGAUGAUGUUCGAGUGACUGUAGCUGCACCUGCAGCCCGUGGGGAAGCCAACAAUGAACUUCUGGAAUUCAUGGGAAAAGUGUGCUUCAUAAUUUUCUCUCUUGUGGCUAUCAGCUCCAGCUCAAUUUUAUUUAUCUCAUUUAAGCUGUCAAGCUGAGCCCAUAGAAUUUGCUUUUGAAUUAGGUGUUGGGUCUGAAACUCAGCCAGAUGACUCUUCAAAGAGGGUGGAAUAACAAAUCAAAGCUCCUUGUGGUGGAGGAUUUGACUGCUAGGCAGGUAUAUGAGAAACUUCUAGAAGCUGUACAACCUUGAGACUUCUCGAUGUCCUGAAGUAUUUUAUGUUCAUUUUCUCGUAAGUUUCCCAUAUUAAGCCACAAACUAAACGAUUGAUUUCGUAUUGGUUCAAGUCUGAUUUUGAAUCCGUGUGGAAGUUGUAAGGAUGCCAGUUUUGCAAUUGUGUGCCUGCAGGCGUAGUGAUUUUUUAUAAUGAAUUUGGGUUUGAAGAUGAUUGUGCAUGAAAUGGUAUCUGCCUAAUUGCC
This is a messenger RNA of Ilex paraguariensis (yerba mate), 1079 nucleotides long. NCBI's taxonomy places the organism in Eukaryota, Viridiplantae, Streptophyta, Magnoliopsida, Aquifoliales, Aquifoliaceae. The record is from the annotation of a GenBank genome assembly.